This is a messenger RNA of Trifolium pratense (red clover), 1544 nucleotides long. RefSeq lists its product as uncharacterized. Gene Ontology annotation, biological process: microtubule-based process. The transcript is spliced from 2 exons. Gene Ontology annotation, molecular function: dynein intermediate chain binding; dynein light intermediate chain binding. NCBI's taxonomy places the organism in Eukaryota, Viridiplantae, Streptophyta, Magnoliopsida, Fabales, Fabaceae. The coding region runs from base 189 to 1106 and encodes 305 amino acids. The record is from RefSeq and is a predicted model, not a curated record. Gene Ontology annotation, cellular component: dynein complex.
GCACAGUUUCAUUUUCCCCUCUUCUUUCCCCAACACCUAGAAAACCUAUCCCAACACUUUAACCACUUUCUACUUCUACAACCUCUUUUCAUCUUCUUUCUUUUUCCCCAACAAAACAAAACCUUAACAAAAAUAUCAUAAAAACAGAACACUUUUCUAUUUUUUGCUAUUUGCACCGUCUUUUCAUUAUGUCACACCGUCCUUCUCGGCGGCGAAACACAGCACCGCCGGAGCCAACUCCACCUUCAGCUUCAGCUCCGGCAAAGCACCCUAAACCCACCACCACUAAAAACACUAUCUUUUCACCUUCACCUUCUCAUUCUCACUACCCAAAGCCAAACCAAGAUUUGAUUCAAGCUACUAAAUCAUCUUUUUUAGUUAAACCUUUUCAAAGUCUUAACUUAGGUAGUAGAAAAACCAAACAACCUCAAACAAAACAUGUUGACACACGUUUACAAACUAAAUCCAUGACAACUUCUGCUAUAUUUGAUUCCUCAAAACCCAACAACACAAAAAACAUAGUACAAACACCAAAAGUUGAAAAAGAUAGUAUUUUUUUGAAUUCUAAAAGGACCCAUAAAGAGAAACCACAAAAAACUAGUUCAGAAUUGGAAAAAUGGAAACUUCAGGGGUUGUUGAAGAAUGAGAAGAAGGAAUCUUAUAAAGGGUGUGUGGUUGAAGAUGUUAAGGUUGAAAAAACAAGGAAAGUGGAAGAAGGUGAUGUUGUUAAGGAGAGAGUUUCUGUUUCUUUGGGUCAAAGUGGUGGUAGAAGAAGAUCUUUAUGUGGGUCAAUGAUUGAGUUAGGUGAUUUCUUUGCAAUUAAUGGUGCAAAAAUGGUUUCAGCGGAUAUGCCACCAUUUAUGCAGAUCCAUGCUGUUGAUUGUGCUAGAAAGGCCUUUGAUAGUAUGGAGAAGUUCACUUCCAAAACCCUUGCAUUAUCCCUCAAAAAGGAAUUUGAUGGAGUGUAUGGGCCGGCAUGGCACUGUAUUGUGGGGACUAGUUUUGGAUCAUUUGUGACUCAUUCAGUUGGAGGGUUUCUAUAUUUCUCAAUGGAUCAAAAAUUGUACAUCCUUUUAUUUAAGACUGCUGUACAAAAAGCUGAUUAAAGGAAGGUGGUGAAUUUGGAAGCAAUCAGAACAAGAAUUUUGGUAUAGGUUUGUCAUACAAAGUAAAAAAGGCUUUAGAAUAGUAACAUCCUUUGUAUAUUGCUUAUGCUUCUAAAAUGGUUCACCCCCUUUGUUUAUGUUAUUCUGAUCUUACCAGACUUAAGAGUAUGUUUUGAAUCACGGUGAGUUUGUUGACACCGUAUGGUGUAGCUUUAGUUAAAAAUAUUUGAUUUAACCGAAUUCACCGUCGAUUCAAACAUGCAAUGAUAAGAGGGUAUAAAUGUGAAUGCUUUGUAACUAAUGGGGUUAGUAGAAAAAUCAACUUUACAGCCACAGGUUGUCAUAAUUGUUGCUGCUGUAUAAUCAACAUGUAUCUAUCCUAUUGACUGAAAUCAAAUUUUAUGUAUAAUUAUUAGAUCAUGAAUUAGAACUGUGAAA